AUCCACCUGUGUGUAGUUGUAUUUGUUAAGCAGGAACUUCCCUCAGCCUGCCCAGAGAACCAGUCUAGAGAUUAGUCCUACAAACUCUAUUAAAAUCUGCCAAAAAAAGGGACUUUAAGAUCUCAUGUGCCAUGGGUCGUUUAGUUGAAUUGGGGUGGUUUAUUCUCCUGAUGGCAGUUGUAAACAUAGAGGCUCAAAAGAAGCCUUCUAUAAAUAUCCGCUCUCAAUGCCUGGGGAACGUCAUGCGUGUCAAUGUUGGUCCACUUGGAGGAAAUCUUCUAGAAGUUGCUGUUGUCAUCAAUAACUCAGCCAUCCUCCUUACACCAAGUUUAGCUUCUCAGUGUGGCUUCAGUAUGAAGAUAGACCAGCUGGGGAACGCCAUGAUUUAUGCCUCCCUUCAAAACUGUUUUGCUCAAAAUGUGGAAGAUAAAGUAUUCACAACAACAUUAAAUCUUCGACUGCACGGGAACCAGAUGGUUGAAGACGAGUUGUACCAAGUGGCUGAAACCUGCCAGUACACUACCUGGGCCUCCAGGGAAAUUGUCUGUGACCGUAGCUACAUGGAGGUGUCUGUGAAAAGGGCAGCUCCAGAUGAUUAUGGCCUGCCUGAACAUCCCAUCCUGGGGGCUAAUUCAAAGUUUGGUGAUCCUCGACGAGCUGCUGAGAAACAGUCCAUAGACGCAGGAUUCAGAAUCACAACACUGGUCUUCUAUACUCCUGGGGAGAAGCUUAUGAAUGUGGUCGAGGCCCAGAGAAAUGGUUAUGGGAUUACAAACACUGCUACAAGGCUGGUCCUGAGAAGUCCAAAGGCUUCACCUGAGACAUACAUCCAGAAUGUAGCAGAGGUGCCCAUGACUGUCCUCAGAACCUCAGUAAUAUUUGAAAAGAAGUGGCUGGCGACUCAAAUUGAUGCAGCGAUUGCUUGCCCGACACUGGAGGGUAGUGUUUCCUUCACUCUAAACACAAUCACCUGGUUCCUGCCGAGGCACAUAGACCCUCUUAUUUACUCUGGCCAGUUUAAACUGUUGGAGGUGCACAUGGGCGUCGAUGGCCAGAGACUCGAACCUCCUGAGAUUGCUGCUAGACGAUACUCCCUAACUGUCAAUGAUGUGUACAUCAUUGUCGAAAUUCCCAUUGGCGCUGUUGGAGGCUACUUUAAGAGUCAUGUUCAGGAUGGUCAGUACCUCACGUCUUACACGAUUGAGCCAAUGCUGGAGUUGCUCUGGACUGAAGACUCCAUUAAUGAAGACACAAGAUACAAAGUCCUCCUUCCCAUUACAACGCCAUUAAUGUCUCGACCUCCACAAGUUCAUGACAACACUGUUAAAGAGGAGCGGAUAUUUAAGGUGCUGCUCGGGCCCCUCGGCUCUGAUGUGGCAUUAAUGAACAUCACCUUCCCCACUGAGGUUUUGACCGUGACGGACUGCGUGGCCAGAGGCUAUAACGUCCUGGAGCACAUGUCCCCUAACAGCAGCUCCAAGGUCUUCACACUUGAAGUGCCUUUCACGGACAGUGCUGUACUACAAAUGAAAGGAAUGGGGGUGACUGUGUACUCUCUUCAACUGACCUUUGGCUUGCUGGUGUUGCCAGAGUUUGCUCCAUUUUCUCACUCUGCUUAUCUAGAAGCUAAAUUAGUAGACAUAGUUCCUCCCUCGGUCUCUGGUGGUUGUGAUUAUCAAAACUUCUAUGCUCUCCUGAAAUACGGGACAGGCGGCUUCAACUUUAAGAUCAUGUUGGGAAAACGAUUGUUGACCCCAGGUCUGGCUCAGCAGUACGGCUUCAUGGAGAAUGGGACACACCUAAGUUUCACAGUACCGUUUUCAGCCCCCGAUGUCGUUUACGAGGCUGUUGAGUCAUCGUCCAUCAGGAGCAGACUGGACAUGGUCUUGAUUAAUCCAGAAACCAACAUAAAUAUCAAAGAAUUCUCAGUGGCUUGCAAUUUCUUCUCCACGCUGACUGAGUGUUUUCCUAAUGGUACCAUGACGGCUCUGGCUGUGAAACUAGAGUCGGUUCCCAGUCUGAACCCCAGUCAGCUCACCCUCAGAGAUCCCACAUGUGGUCCCACCUACAGCGACGAUCGCUAUGCAUAUUUUGUCUUCACUGGAAACUCCUGUGGGACGAAUAGAAAGUUUUUGCCCAACAUGAUGCUGUAUGAAAAUGAGAUCUCUCUGCCAGAUGAACUUGAAAUGCAAAAAGAAUCAACAACCAAUGAGCCGGAGUAUGAGUUAAAGGUUUCCUGUUAUUAUGACAUCAACAAAACCCACGCUGUGGCCUUCCACACCAGACCUCGCAGAAGUGAACCGUAUGCUGAAAAUGCAAGAGGCGAGCUGCAAGUUGCAAUUAGACUCGCUACAGACAACUCCUACAGCAUGUUUCACAGUGUUGAGGAUUAUCCCAUAGCAAGGUACCUACAACAGCCGCUGUAUUUUGAGGUGGAACUGAUGAAAUCUGCAAACCCCCAAUUAUCACUGGAGCUGGAGAACUGUUGGGCGACUCUUGAUGAAGACAGGACGUCCCAACCCAGAUGGAACCUCAUCAUUAAUGGCUGUGCAAACCCCGUCGACCCAAACCAGGUGAUCUUCCAUCCUGUUUGGGUUGAUGCCAGAGUUCAGUAUCCUCCUCACUUCAAGCGAUUUGAGGUCCUGACAUUUGCCUUCGCUGAAGAUCAAGAUAACUUGAGCAGCCAGCUCUUUGUCCACUGUGAUGUGGCCAUCUGUGAUGCCAGAAAUCCACUAGGUGGAGCCUGUAACAGGCAGUGUUCAAACCAGGAAAACAGGAUAAAAGGUCAAAGACGUGCUGUUUUAGAUGGUCACAGUUUCAAACACGUCACAUUAGGACCCAUACUAAUAAACUAAUAAAACUAAUAAAAGUGAAUUUUAACAAUUCA
This is a messenger RNA of Larimichthys crocea (large yellow croaker), 2887 nucleotides long. RefSeq lists its product as uncharacterized. Lineage: Eukaryota; Metazoa; Chordata; Actinopteri; Sciaenidae. The record is from RefSeq and is a predicted model, not a curated record. The transcript has 21 exons. Bases 132 to 2855 code for a protein of 907 amino acids.